AAACACGUCGAAGGCGUUUGAGCUGAAGGCUGCAGCCCGCGCCUCUGCUACAGCGGCGGCACGCAACAAACCAACCCCGGCGCUGUUCGCGUUAACUGCCUGGAGCUGCGGAGGCGGCCGCGCUGUCUGUCUGUCUGUCUGUCGGCUGGAGCUGCGCAGGGCAGAGCGGCUGUUCAGCAGCCCGGAGCUAUGUGAGGAAGUGCAGAAACUCGCACUGGCAGCUUCCACAGCGGCGUUCACCACGGCGGGAAACAUCAAACCUACAGUGUGCAGGGUGGUCAUCUACCUCCAGAGAGACAUGUCGGGAGAGAGCUGCCUGCACCCGCUACGGCCCCAGGCCGACCCCAUCCUCUCCAUCUCUUCAACAGAAUCCCCCAAGACGAAGAGUUGCAGCCAGCGUGGCAUGGCCAGAAGCAAAUACGUCCGCCUCAACGUGGGAGGAGCGCUCUACUAUUCCACCGUGCAGGUGCUCACGCGACAGGACACCCUGCUCAAGUCCAUGUUUAGCGGCAAGAUGGAGGUCUUCACCGACAAGGAAGGUUGGAUUUUGAUAGACCGCUGUGGGAAACACUUUGGUUCGAUUCUCAGCUACUUGCGGGACGGAAGUGUAACUUUGCCCAAGAGCAGGCAGGGGGUCCUGGAGCUUUUCAACGAGGCCAAGUAUUAUCAGAUCCAGGGGCUGGUGGACUUGUGUCAACGUACGCUUCAGGAUAAUAUACAGAAAGCUGUGUGCGUUAUCCCUGUCAUCACGUCUCCAAAGGAAGAGGAGAGAUUGAUACAGGGCUGUACGAGGCCUGCAGUAAAGCUACUUUACAAUCGAGGCAAUAACAAGUAUUCCUACACCAGCAACUCUGAUGAUAACUUGCUCAAGAACAUUGAACUGUUUGAGAAGUUGUCUCUGAGCUACAAUGGGCGUGUGCUGUUCAUUAAGGACGUCAUCGGCGAUGAGAUCUGCUGCUGGUCGUUCUACGGGCAGGGCCGCAAAUUAGCAGAAGUUUGCUGCACAUCCAUUGUCUAUGCUACUGAGAAAAAGCAGACCAAGGUGGAGUUUCCCGAGGCUCGUGUCUACGAAGAGACACUAAACGCUCUGCUUUACGAGACUCUCCCGGUUCCUGACAACUCUCUCCUGGAGGCCACGCGCAGGCGAGCUCACUGCUGCUCACACAGCGAAGAGGACGAGAGCGUGGAGCUGAGAGAGCGAGUACGGCGUAUACACGUUAAGAGAUACAGCACCUACGACGACAGACCACUGGGACAUUAGCUGAGAAAAACCGAGUCUUUUCCACUCAAGGGCGAAAGCUCGCGUAGUCUACUGAGAGCUCACAUACACACGUUUGGGAAACAUUGUCGAGUGAGCAAAAACGAUAACACUAUUCAGACCGCCCUGUGAGCCGUGAACAAUCACACAAGGGUGUCGUAUAAAUCCAUUUCAUUCAGAUCCUGGUAGUCAGAUCAUUUUGACUGGUACUUAUUUUGGGGGGGAGGAGGAAACACUUGCCAGUUUUCUGGUGACGUAUCCUUAAGUGUACUGAACAGCGUGAAAGCGUGAGCUUUCGCCCACAGCCGAAAACUCUGUGAGAAAUGUCACACUACAUACAGGCAACUCUCUUCUUGAUGAUAUUUAACCACUGUUUUUUAAUUCUGCCGUAUCACAGUGAUGAAUCCUGAUAAUCUGGUCAAAGAAAAACAACAAUCAGAUUCUUUGUGUUCAGUUGCGUAGUGAAAAAGGACCAGCACCUUUUUAGAAUGAUAGUGUUUUUAGCCUCCUUUAAUGUUUUGUAGCUUUUGUAUAGACACUAGAAUUGAAAUGACUGAUAUACCACUUCUUGAAUAGCCAGCAUUGGUUUUCAGAACCUAAUCCUAUAAUGUGAACAUAACAAGACUUGCUGGUGUUUUUAAAACAUCUAUCUAUCUAUCUAUCUAUCUAUCUAUCUAUCUAUCUAUCUAUCUAUCUAUCUAUCUAUCUAUCUAUCUAUCUAUCUAUCUAUCUAUCUAUCUAUCUAUCUAUCUAUCUAUCUAUCUAUCUAUGAAUUGUAAUACUGACAACUUUUUUUUUUUUUUUAAUUGAAACACAUUGUAAACUAAUUGAGAAAAUAGCAAUGAUGACCAUAAUUUUGUUGUGUCUUUUUCUCUCCAUUGAUAUUUUAGGAUGCCUUAGUGCCACUCAUGCCUUCCUGUGUAUUAAGUAAACAGAACUGAGCCUAAAGUCAAAAUAAUUAAGUUAUUCCGCGAAACGGAGUCGUACACGAGCUGAUAGCUGGCAAGGCGCUGAAUCGGCUGUAAGCCAGGUACGACGAGAUUGAGUGGAAUAACUGUUUUAUUCUAUCCACAGUCACUGAAUUUUGAGAAACGGAGCAUUUUUAUUUUUUGCAAAUGUGAUCAGUAAAAACUUUAUACCAAACAUUUGUUUACAUUUCCGCUUAGAAUAUAAACAAACCGGCGAAAUGACGGGAGCAAUUUGUGAAAAAUGCAAUAAUAAUUCUUGAAAAAUAGUGUUCUUACUAUCAAAUACUUUUUUUGGGGGGGGGGUGUUAUUUCAUCCUCGGUUGGUUCAGCAACAUGCUCCGCCAUUUUGUUUUUCUCUACUCAUGGUAUAUGAGCUGAUAUAUAUCCUAGUAGUAGAGUAGCCAAUCAGAGCACGCGAUCGCUCAUAUCCAGUGAAUGUGGAAAGUAUAAAUUCUGAUCUAAGAUUUAAUCAUGUAAUGGAGGAAUCGGAGAAAAAUUGGAUACAGAUUGUGCUUUUGGAGUUCACUAAUGAUAUAUUUGUGAUUCUUGAUAAAUGAUAUAUUUUCUUAAAUCCGUAGGUUUAUUUUAUGAAGCCUUUCAUAUUCUUUAUAAAUGAUUUUAUUUAA
This is a messenger RNA of Neoarius graeffei (lesser salmon catfish), 2852 nucleotides long. RefSeq names its product tumor necrosis factor, alpha-induced protein 1 (endothelial) (gene tnfaip1). Gene Ontology annotation, cellular component: Cul3-RING ubiquitin ligase complex. Gene Ontology annotation, molecular function: ubiquitin-protein transferase activity; protein binding. The coding region runs from base 299 to 1261 and encodes 320 amino acids. The transcript has 7 exons. Gene Ontology annotation, biological process: protein homooligomerization; negative regulation of Rho protein signal transduction; protein ubiquitination. NCBI's taxonomy places the organism in Eukaryota, Metazoa, Chordata, Actinopteri, Siluriformes, Ariidae. The record is from RefSeq and is a predicted model, not a curated record.